Apiotrichum porosum is the source of this 2187-nucleotide messenger RNA. RefSeq names its product E3 ubiquitin-protein ligase hrd1 (gene HRD1). Gene Ontology annotation, cellular component: cytoplasm. The transcript has 6 exons. Gene Ontology annotation, molecular function: zinc ion binding. The coding region runs from base 1 to 2187 and encodes 728 amino acids. The record is from RefSeq and is a predicted model, not a curated record. Lineage: Eukaryota; Fungi; Basidiomycota; Tremellomycetes; Trichosporonales; Trichosporonaceae.
AUGUCGAGAGUGUCCCGCCUGUCGGCAUAUGGUAUCCUCUCGUGUGGCCUCGCGGCCGCCGUGGUCGGGAGCGCACUCAAGACGCGACCAAACUUCUUCGCCGCUGCAGUCUCGGUCGGACGAAGCAGCGGCUCCUUGAUGGUCCUCGCCAACUUUAUGCUCUAUAUAGCCAUCUGUUUUGGCGUGGGGUUCAAGAACGUCUUCUUUGGCGAACUGCGGCCCAUUGAGUAUGAGCACCUGUUCGAGCGCCUGUGGAUCUUCCUCACCGAAUCGCUGUUUGCGCUCACCAUCUUUCGGUCCGACUUCUCGAUCCCGUUCGCGCUCCUAUACGGUCUUCUGGUCUUCCUCAAGUGCUUCCACUGGAUAACCGCCGACCGCGUCGACUAUCUUGACCAGGUCCCCCCUCCAGGGCCACCAUGGGGCUUCCACGUCCGCAUUGCGAGCGUUACGGUUCUGCUCACCCUCUUCGACUCGCUGCUGUUCAUGUACGCGACCGAGUCUGUGCUCGUCGACGGUGUAUCGGCCAUGCUCCUGUUUGCGUCCGAGUUUGCCAUUCUGCUGGUCGCUAUUGCGGGUACUUGGGCGCGCUACACCGUCGGCAUUAUCGACCUUCGUCGUGCGGGCGGACGCGCAGACGCCCCGACGUGGGAGGAGAAGAGCAUGUACCUGUUCUACAUCGAUCUCGCAGCCGACUUUGCCAAGCUCCUCACAUACCUCAUCUUCUUCAUUGUCAUCUACCUCAACUAUGGCUUGCCAGUUUACAUUCUCCGUGACGUGUACAUGACCCUCCGCAGCCUCGUGUCCCGUGGCGGCGACCUCGUCCGCUACCGCCGGGCAACUCGCAACAUGGACCAGCUCUACCCUGAUGCUACGGCCGAGGAGCUCGAGCGUAUGGGUGACCACACGUGCAUUAUCUGUCGCGAGGAGAUGAUCCCACGCGAGAGCCAGCCCCAGGACACGCCACAAGAUGGCCCCAACGAGACGCCCAAGAAGCUCGCGUGCGGCCACAUCUUCCACUUUCACUGCCUCCGCUCCUGGCUCGAACGCCAGCAGAGCUGUCCCACAUGUCGCCGCGACGUCCUCGGCGCUGCUGUUCCCCCCAACCAGCGUGACCGAGACGCCCGCAACAAUGCCGCUGCCGCCCGCCAAAACGCACCAAACGCAGCGGCACCUGCACCACAGCCGGCUGCUGGUGUCGGCGCCGCCCCGGACGCGCCCGACCCGACGCGCGCACUCUUCGAAGAGUACUUUCGCCUGCCAGGCGUUAAUGGUGACGCGCCAGUGCCUGUUGCGACUGGGGCUGCUGUACCUACCGGCGCGGCUCAACCAGAAGCGGCUGCGGCUGAGACGGAUGACCACCGCGUCCAGCGGUCGAUCUGGGGUGCGCCGAUCGUGCCAGGCCGCUUCGUCCCGCCUGCCCUUGGCGCGUCUCCGCGCUGGCCAGAGACGGGUGCCAGUCGGGAGGCAGGUCCUUCGCGAACAGCCCGGAUCGUGACUACCAGCGGUGCGGGCUCUUCUUCGGCGCCGGUAGAAUCUCCCAAUAUCUCAUCCGGUGUGACCACACCCCUUGCGUCGCGGGCGCCAGAAGUGUUCUCGACCGGCGGCUCGCCGAUGCGCAAUACACAAGUGCAGGAGCCGGAGACGGCGACAGAGGACGUUCUGGAAGAGGACGACGACGAGCACAAGUUUGACGACGAGGACAUCCCCAUCCGCGAGGCCGUGAGGUUGGCUGCGCUGCGGCGUGCCGGUGCGCUGGCGAGUUCCAGCACAAGCUCGUCUGCGAGCUCGUUUGCAGCUGUGGACAAGGGAAAGGGCAAAGCCGUCGAACCUACCGUCGAGCCCGAGACCGCGUCCACCGUUCCCUUUGAUGCUCCGCCAACGCACCGCGCCUACCUCGCCCCCGCCUCACCCUUCCCGAACAUCUCCCUCGCGUCCCUCGCCUCCACAGCAGCAACGCGCGACCCGUCCCUCCUGCCCUCUACACCCGAGGCUGUGCGUGCGGCGCUGAACGAGCGUCUCGGCGUGCUCCGCGAAGUGGAUGAUGUCGUAUGGCAGCUAGUGGGUGAGCUGAGCCGGCUCAAGAGUGCGUGGGAGGUCGAGGACGGUGCCGAUAGGACCGGAGCAUCUGCGGCCGUGUCUGGGGCCGCGUCUCCUGCCCCUACCCCGCCAGUCGCGCGCGACGAGUAA